Perkinsus marinus ATCC 50983 is the source of this 198-nucleotide messenger RNA. RefSeq lists its product as hypothetical. The transcript has a single exon. The annotation marks the transcript as partial. The record is from RefSeq and is a predicted model, not a curated record. Lineage: Eukaryota; Perkinsozoa; Perkinsida; Perkinsidae.
CUGGAUGAUGGCUGUAUCCCAGGAGCUGGGGAUGAUGACCGCCCAAUCGGACACGAUACACAUAAUCUAUUCCUUUAUGAUAAGAAGAAUAAGGACAGGCUUUUCCUCGUUACAAUCGCACAAUCUGAGAAUAUAUCAUUGAAGGAGUUGGCCAAGAAGGUGAGUCCAUCUAAAAUUGCUGGUAUUAAGAUGCCUUAA